Linum trigynum is the source of this 1555-nucleotide messenger RNA. The record is from the annotation of a GenBank genome assembly. NCBI's taxonomy places the organism in Eukaryota, Viridiplantae, Streptophyta, Magnoliopsida, Malpighiales, Linaceae.
CUCAACAACCUCCUCACUACUAAAACUCCCAAGGGCACAGAGAGAGCUAGCUAGAAAGGGCUACCUCUGGCUACUCCACUGCCACUCUCAUCAACCUAAAAACAUGGUCUCUUCAGAUUCUCUUCCCUCUAAGCAGCAGCAGGAGAAUCAGCCGGAGACAUGGAAAGAGGGCGGCGGAGGAGGCGAUCCCGACCGGCGAGCCAAAUGGUGGUACUCAGCCUUCCAUGUUGUCACCGCCAUAAUUGGUGCUGGAGUGCUCAGCCUCCCUUCCGCCAUGGCUUACUUGGGCUGGGGACCAGGGACGAUGGUGCUAGUGGCAUCAUGGUGCCUGACGUUGAACACAAUGUGGCAGAUGAUCCAGCUCCACGAAUGCGUGCCGGGGACUCGAUUCGAUCGGUACAUAGACCUCGGCAGGCAUGCCUUUGGCGAGAAGCUAGGGCCAUGGAUUGUCCUGCCUCAGCAGCUGAUUGUUCAGGUUGGCUGCGACAUCGUGUACAUGGUGACUGGUGGCAAGUGUCUGAAGAAGUUCAUGGAGAUUGCUUGCUCCAGUUGCAAACCAAUCAAGCUGUCCUACUGGAUGGUCAUGUUUGGAGGGAUUCACUUCUUCCUGGCUCAGCUGCCUAACUUCAACUCUGUUGCUGGCGUCUCUCUGGCCGCUGCAGUUAUGUCCAUUUCCUACUCAACCAUAGCGUGGGUGGGGUGCCUGAGCCACGGGAGGGCAGCGGACGUGACCUACGGCUACAAGCAGAGCAGCCCAGCGGGCUCGAUGUUCAGAGUGUUCAACGCUCUGGGCCAGAGCUCGUUCGCAUUUGCGGGCCAUGCGGUUUUGUUAGAGAUCCAGGCCACCAUCCCUUCAACACCAGAAAGGCCUUCCAAGGGGCCCAUGUGGAAGGGCGUGAUCUGGGCCUAUUUCGUGAAGGCCCUUUGCUACUUCCCCGUGGCGAUGAUGGGCUACUGGGCCUUCGGGCAGGCUGUGCAGGAUAAUGUCCUGCUCGACCUCCAGAGGCCUGCUUGGCUCAUUGCCUCUGCCAACCUUAUGGUUGUCGUUAAUGUUAUUGGCAGCUAUCAGGUAUAUGCUAUGCCAGUGUUCAAUAUGCUGGAGAGGAUGAUGGUGAAGAAAUGGAACUUCUCUCAGGGGUUGCCUCUUAGACUUGUAGUCCGAUCUGCAUAUGUUGCGUUUACACUAUUUGUUGGAGUCACAUUCCCUUUCUUCGGCGACCUGCUUGGCUUCUUCGGUGGAUUUGGUUUUGCUCCAACUUCAUUCUUCCUCCCAAGCAUAAUGUGGUUGAUCCUCAAGAAGCCUAAAAGGUUCAGCCCCAAGUGGUUUGUCAAUUGGGUUUCGAUCGUGAUUGGAGUGUUUGUUAUGCUGGCAUCUACAAUUGGUGGAUUUCGUAACAUUAUCACGGAUUCCUCCGAUUAUAAGUUCUAUACUUGAGAAAGAAGAAGAAGAAGGAAGAAGUUUUUUGAUGAAGAAGAAGGAAGAAAUUAAAAAGAUUAAGCAGAAUUUUAUUUUGAGAAAGUUCUGAAUUUGAUUACAUAAACUGAUAUUCAAUCG